UUGCCACGUCACGUGACCCGCGAGCGCCAUUUUGGUAUUCACUUUGGCUAGUUCGCGUACGCAGGAGCCGCCGCCGCCGCAGCGCGCCGUCGUGCACUGCUGCCCGAAGGUUUCGCGAAAAAGUUUGCAGCUUGUCAGCAGGCAAAUGCUGCAUUAAUUCUUCUAGAAAAGCAUCAUCAACUUCAAGAAAAGGACCCACAAAUGGCAGGCUCCUGCAGCAAAAAUGGUGUCCACUAAGGGGGAAAAUACUAAUGAGUCAAUGCCAAGCAGCACAGUACACCUUCCAGGAGAAAGCAAACAUAAAAGCACAGAGAAUAUGGAAGACACAACAGUGAAUGCAAAGACAGAAGAAGAUGAUAGCUUGGCAUCUCGACAAGAUGACAGCAAUGAUAAGGAUUCGACUAGUUCCGAGCCAGGUCGCAAUGGAGUUGCUGAAGAUAGCUCUAUGCCCGCGAAGGAGUCUCAGAACUCUGGUGACGUUAAGCCUAGCAAAGAAGCAUUGGAACAGCCACUGGAAGAGGAAAGUGAAGAAGAAGGUGGGGAUGAAGAAGAGAAAGUGCAGCCUGGCCUUCCCAAGUUCCUUCGUCGUUACGUGAAGAUUGGCAAGUAUGUACCAGUGUCUAUGCCAAAGAGUGGUGACUUUCGCAUGGAAGAAUUAGAGGCUUUGCUAGAAGCACCAUCAUUGGUGACUCCCCUGCUUAUUAAAAAACCAGACCAGUUUUUUACUGAAAAUGGUGCAGCCCGUGACAAAAAACCUGAAAAGAAAAGAGUGUCUCCUUUAGGAAAGGGGGGCAACUCUGUAAGUGACUUUUUCCAGAGCACAGCUGGGGAGUUCUUAAUUGGUCUUGGACUGAGUAGGGCUCUUGAAGUGUUCAACCGGGAUCUAAUACGGCUUAAGGAACGUGAAAUGAAGAAGGCAGGCGGCCGUACGCAAGAGAUGAUUGAGGAACACCGUAGGCUGACUGAAGCACACCAGCAAGCUAAAAUUGCCAAUGCCCCAUACACUUUCAAGGUGAAGCCUUGCAGAGUGUGCGACUUCAAGACUGAAUCAAGUCUUGUCCUAGAAGGCCACCUACUGACACCACAUUUUACGUCACGUCGGGAACUUCAGUGCAGUUUUUGCAACUUUGUGACACGUGAUGCCAAGGCCAUUGUGUUCCACAUGGAAGCUAUCCACAACAAACUGCCAACCAUGGAGCCCCCACCACAGUUCUAUGAGUGCCCUUUUUGUCCUUUCGAGACCAACCUUAAGACUAAAGCCAGUGGCCAUGUCAACCGUUGCCAGAAAUAUUUCAACAAUGGCAUGAAUCAGCUGCCAUCUGGUGACUUUCAGCCUCCAGGAGUGACAGCUAAGCCAAUUACUAUAGAAGACAUUAAAACUUAUGAAAAGUUCUUUCUGGCAUUAGGCACUAAUGCUGCAGCUCCAGCAAAAGGUGGCCAAAACCGCACAUACACUGCACUGAGCCGGAAUGGAGCCCCUGCACUUGCAGGUCCCCGGGGAGCAGCCCCACCGCUUUACCAGCAGCUGGCGUCAACUGCAUCGCUGAAUCAGAACCGGGGACGUGGACGUCCUAGGCUAGCUUUGAUUCAGCCAGCUCCUGUAUCCAACCAAGUGUUCCAAGUUGUUGGUAGUGGUUCAGAAGUGAUUCCACUGCUUAAUGGAAGCCCACAGCUGACUGUGACCCUUGCCCGCGCUCCAACGCCUGCCAACAAUGGCAAUACAAGACCAGGUCCUCGUGCCGCAGCUCCUUUGCAAGCCCAACAACAAACCCCACCAGGCCAGCGACCACGAACACCUGUGAUCCUUGAAUCUAGUGGUUCAGGUGCAGCUUUUGUCAUCUGCGAAAUCUGUGAUGGCUAUAUAAAAGACCUGGAGCAGCUGCGUACACACAUGCAGUGGAUACACAAGGUGAAGAUCCACCCUAAGAUGCUCGCUUCCCGCCCUCCACUUAACUGUCAGAAGUGCCAGUGGCGUUUCUUCACGGAUCAAGGGCUGGAGCGCCACCUCCUUGGUGCUCAUGGCUUGGUCACAUCCAACAUGCAGGAUCUGGCCAACUCUGGCCAAGAUGGUGGUCGCUGCACUGUGUGUGGCCGCAUCUAUGCCUCCAAGCUGGUUGCUCACAUGAGUCAGGUGCACCGUGUGGUCUUGAAGCCAGCGCAUCUCUCCUACAAGUGCACAGUGUGCACAGCAACGUUCAACCUUUACAAGCUUUUUGAAACACAUGUAUACACAGUGCACAGUGGGGCCAUGAAGCGUUCUUCUGCUGCUGCAUCAGAUGACAGGCCUGCAAAGCGACCAGCCGUGGCCCCGCCCUCACUUCCUGUGGCCCCUACAAAAGCAGCCACUGUUUCGACAAAGGCAGAAGCCAAGCCUGAGCCCAAGGAAACUGCCAGCGUGCCAGCAAAACCUGCACCCAAGCCUCCCACUUCUGCGAGUAGCAAGGUGGAGGAGGCAGCCCCCGCAAAAGUGGCCACUCCUGUUGCAUCAUUGGAGCCAGCCGAGCCUCAAGUGGGCAACCGAUGUGCAACUUGCAAGGAGAAUGUGGAGGACUUGGCAGAACACCUGAAGGAAAAGCACAUACGGCGUUGCCAUGUUCGUGUGUGCCACAUUGAAAAGUGCGACCGGUGCCUGUGCUCCUUCGAUGGCAUGAUUGUGCUACACACAUCAGACUUUGGUGAUGAGGACAGCUCAGAGGAUGACGAGGAGGAGGAUGAGGAGGAUGCUGCCCGUCAGGAACCCAUGGAUGUGGAUGGGCCCCGCUGCCCUAAAGACGCUGGUGGACAAGACUUGAAAAAGCCAGAUGUGGAUGACCAGCAGGCUGAUGGGGAGUGACCUUGACUCAUGUGCUUAGGAGUGUCUUGAAAUUUUUUGGUGGCAUUCGGAGCCUGGCUGGAAGGAGGUCUCCGGAGUGCAGUAGUGGCACCAAGUGACUGGGGAAUGAACACGUGAUGUUCAUCAGUACCAUUGCUCCUGCACCAUUUCCUGCUGUAGUGGCUACUGAGUAAUACUAAAUUGGCCACUCCCUUACUAUUCUUAACUUCUGGAAAAGGAAGGACACUCACUGUAGGAGUGCUUUGGAGAUGGCUUUAUCCUCAGUCCUCCCCUCAGAAUUGCACAAGGACUGGCCGCAGAAAACCAGCCCUGGAGUGGUUACCUUCUCACAUGAAAAACUGGUGUGCGACACAUUUAUUUUGAAAAAUGAUAUUUAUAUUUAUAUAAUGUUUUUUGCUUGCCUCUUACAGCUUCAUUUAGUAGUUUGAUCUCUCUGGGUGCGCUAUUUACCUUUGUUAGCUAUACCUAAUGUACUUUUAUUUUAAUAUACCUUAUUUUUAAAACAGGAAAUUUACAAUUUAGUGUUAAAUCAUUUUCUUCUUGCUAUAUACUUUCUUUUACCUCUCCCCCCCCCUCCUUUUUUUUAGUAAUACUCAUGCAAUGCUCCUAAGCAUGCUUUUUCACCAUCUGUACCACACUCGUCAAACCUUGUUGAGUGAUGAAAACUGCAUCCCCCCCCCCUUUUUUUUCUGUACAUAGCGCUGAAUUAAAACUGAUUUUGUGCGAGUUCCGUUUUGGAACCGCUGUAAAUCUUGUUAUCUAUAUUAAAUCUGUAAAGUGCAUUUGUGGUUGUUUAUCUUUUAAAUGUUGCAUUCUCACCCUUUAGCUCGAAUAUUUCAAAUGAAAAUAGCUUGGUUGAAACAGCCAAGUAAGUACUAAAACUGGAGAUCAACUGACAAUAGUAGUAGUGUGUUUUUAGCAUCAAUUAUGCCAUGUUGCACUGUUUGCAUAUUGCAGACAAGAUUGAAUCCAACUUUGGGAACUAGCAUUUAAUAGCUGUGCAAGCAGUGUUAGCUUGGUUAUUUCUGUUCUAUUUGAACAGAGAAAUUUGUGCAUGUGCAUGAUCAAUGUGUUUGUGUGUGGACCUUUCUUUCAUGCGAGGGGUGUGAACAUGCUAGCAAGUCCAUGGUUGCUACAGCUGUAUGCAGUGAAUGAAGUUUGUGUGGCUGGUGUAGUGUGAAUGUGGGGGUUUAUGGCUGCAAGUGCCCUUGCAUUCCAUUAAUUAAUAGACCUCUCUUUUUUAAUGUGAGGCAGCAGUAGUCUUGUUUUAUUUCUUUAGCUCCACCAUAAUACAUGCUCCAAGUUGUUUUUUUCUCUUCCUCACUCAUUCAUAAAUAGUAAAAACUUGCAUUUAUCAUUGCUCUCAAAACUUAAAAGGUGCCCGCAUCUGUACAUACAGGAAUAGGAUUCCUGGCUAGAAAUUUUCUCUCUUUUCACACAUAUGUGGCCAUUAUGUGUGUCUGCCUUAUGUUACAUAUAAUUUGAUCAUCAAUGUAUAUGAACUCGGUAUGUACAAAAUGGUUUUGGAAGUUAUACAGGCCAACAUAAAAUGCUGUGCAGUCAACUAUAUCAUGCACAGGUUUCUUGUCCAAGUGUGUAAAUACACUAUCAUAUUGAAGCGGU
Rhipicephalus sanguineus (brown dog tick) is the source of this 4456-nucleotide messenger RNA. RefSeq names its product MOG interacting and ectopic P-granules protein 1. The coding region runs from base 224 to 2833 and encodes 869 amino acids. Gene Ontology annotation, biological process: regulation of gene expression. Gene Ontology annotation, cellular component: nucleus. The record is from RefSeq and is a predicted model, not a curated record. Lineage: Eukaryota; Metazoa; Arthropoda; Arachnida; Ixodida; Ixodidae. The transcript is spliced from 5 exons.